AUGGCAAAUCACUUAGACACAGAUGCCGGCUCGGAGUUGUUCAGCAAUUAUGAAGCCGAACUCAAAUUGGUCCAGGCAGACCUCAAUCAGAAGCUCGACCAAGUGGAAGAAUUAGCCGGUGAAGAGCGCAAAUCUGCGCUUCGAGGUGCAGAGAGAGCGCUGGACGAAGCAAAGGAGUUGCUCGACCAGAUGAACCUCGAGAAAGCCAACAUUCCGACCUCAACUCGCUCAAAGGCGAACCAGAAAUAUCGUAAUGCUCAGACAGAUAUAGACACCUUAUCUCGCAGGCUUAAGACCAUUGCCCAACAGUCCUCAGACAGGAAAGCACUAUUUGGAGACCGAUACACAGACGACCCGGACUCGCGCGAUGCAGCCCUCGAACAACGUCAACAACUACUGUCCGGAACCGAUCGUCUGGGACGUUCAUCACAGAGAUUACGAGACAGCCAACGUGUGGCGCUUGAGACGGAGGCUAUAGGAGCCAGUACGCUCGCUGAUCUGCACCAGCAGAGAAAUGUGAUUGAGCAUACCCACCAAAACUUACAACAGAGCGAGGGUUAUGUCGAUCGCAGUGUCAAGACGUUAAGAGGAAUGGCUAGGAGCAAGUUUAGAUGA
This is a messenger RNA of Lithohypha guttulata, 615 nucleotides long. RefSeq names its product t-SNARE VTI1 (gene vti1). Gene Ontology annotation, cellular component: ER to Golgi transport vesicle membrane; SNARE complex; late endosome membrane. Gene Ontology annotation, biological process: intra-Golgi vesicle-mediated transport; retrograde transport, endosome to Golgi; macroautophagy. NCBI's taxonomy places the organism in Eukaryota, Fungi, Ascomycota, Eurotiomycetes, Chaetothyriales, Trichomeriaceae. Gene Ontology annotation, molecular function: SNARE binding; SNAP receptor activity. The record is from RefSeq and is a predicted model, not a curated record. The transcript has 3 exons. The coding region runs from base 1 to 615 and encodes 204 amino acids.